This is a messenger RNA of Seriola aureovittata, 9848 nucleotides long. Its product is annotated as neuron navigator 1-like. Gene Ontology annotation, molecular function: ATP hydrolysis activity. The transcript has 33 exons. Gene Ontology annotation, biological process: neuron migration; microtubule bundle formation; nervous system development. The record is from RefSeq and is a predicted model, not a curated record. The coding region runs from base 325 to 7233 and encodes 2302 amino acids. Lineage: Eukaryota; Metazoa; Chordata; Actinopteri; Carangiformes; Carangidae. Gene Ontology annotation, cellular component: microtubule cytoskeleton; axon initial segment.
AUACACAUGCUCGCAGCUCAGGGGCCUGCCAGGCAGAAGUAGACAGAAGCGAAGGCAGGGACUCAGCUGGACGCACUCAGCAGCAUACAGAUUGGACACGAACUCACUUGAUGCUUUGUAUCCCAACGCUCGCAGAGGCUUCCUGUCUUGGUGAAUGGUGAGGCGGUUUGGACCAAUGGGAGGGCAGCGGUGAGGAUGCAACAGUGAUCCAGGAAAAAACAGCCCAUUGUUCCUGGGACGUCGGAGAAGUGUGACCUCCCUCCUGCCGGCUCCGCGCGCUCGGCCUAACAGCACACCGAAGGACUCGGCACCCCAUUGGCAGAUAUGAGUGGGGGAGUUAACGUGAAGUCGGCCCCCCGUGGGCCUCCCUCUUCAGGAAUCCCCCUUCCACGUAACCUGUUGCCCUCCUCCCCCAAAACAGACCCGCACCGCCGGGCUAGUGACCUGCCCAGGCCCUUGAUACUGACCCCUAAACACACACCCACCCACACUCCCACACAGACGCCCACGCACUCUCCUUCACUUCGCCCAAAAAGCUCCAACAUCCCCGGGCCUUCCUCCAGGGACCUACUGAGAGAUGCUAGCCUGAAAAGUAAUCUCUUCCACCGGACGGGAGCGCUACCCGCUCCCCAGGUGUCCCGCUCUGCCUACAGCAGCCCGCUGACCCAGCGCCGGGUGCCACCGCCACACUCCAAAGACACACUGGAUCUGGGAAAACCAGCCCUGGCGCACACCCCAACGCAGUUACCAAACGAUGGCAAUCGCAACAGGAACACCUUCACCAAUAAGAACGAAACAUGGGGAGCCAGCAACCUGCGUCCCCCGCACCAGUUCAGGAGAGGGGAUAACUCCAACGUUGUAACAACGAGUGAGGUCAUACCAGGAAGAGAAGAAGAGCGUCCGGAAAACCAGCCAGCCCAGUCCAGCAUGUUGAACAACGGUAAUCUCCGUCCCUCUCUCACUCAAACGAGCUACGAGCACGCCGUCAGAGGUCGUAGUAACUCCAUGAGCCAGUCAGAUGAGGAGAUGGCGACUCCUGAGGACAGUAGUCUGGCCUCCUCUCCCGGCCCCCUGCCACUGCCACCCAUCACAUUCACGCUGCCAGUGAUGUCCAAGGUGGCUGUUGAUGCACAGGAUCAAAACCCAGAGAAGGAGGCUGCGUUCACAGAGACACACACACCCAGAGUCAACAUGGCUACUGUGGCUCCCUUCAGCUACAGGCUGCAGGUGCAGGAGAGGGAUUUCUCAGUGGAUGAACUGAGCGACUGCUCCUCUGGAUCCAUAGAAGUCUGCUGCGAUGACCUAACACCAGGGGGGAUGCUGGAGGCUAAUGUGGCUAACAUUAGCAUGACGGCUAAGCCCAGAGAGCUGGACCUCAGGUCUGCUGCUGUCUCCUGCCAGGAUACUUCGGCCCAGGCCAUGGCCUCUAGGAAGCCCCCGCCCAAGCCCUCCGCUCUGCCCCAGGGACCUUCACGUCCCUCCGGGUCAGAGCUCAAGGUCUACCGGCCCUCCUCUGGAUCUAUCCCAAUCCCAAUCCCCAAUCCGUCCGGUCUCCGUAAACAGCGAUCACUUGGCAACUUGUCUGUGCUCACUGAUGCUGAGAAGAAGCUGCACCUGUACCAAUCUCCGCGGUGGAACGAUGAUACAAGCCGGCCUGGCGCUGGCCCCAACAAAGCAGGCCAGACUAAAACAGGGCAAGCUGCGGGCGGGAGACCACCGCUCUCUCGGACUCUGUCAAAGUCAGAACAGUCUCUUUUCCAGGGAAAGCCCAAACCUCUCUGCUCCCCGGCUGUGACUUCUAAUGCAGGGAAACCAAGUCGAAUCCCUGCCCCUGGUAAACCACGGGGACCUUAUGCUGAGGUCAAGCCCAUUAGCAAGGCCUCUGAGGCGGGCCAGAGUGCAGACACAGACCCUGCUGGCCAUCCAACCAAAGCCAACUCCAAUGGAGCUGACAGUCCUGGGACUAAUGGCAAGAAACCAGGGGAGAAGGGGAAAUCUGCAGCUCUGGCAACAGAGGAAAAGAAAGAGAGGAAAGGGGUAGAGGGGGAAGACAAUAAGGGCUUUCUCAAGGUGGACCCAGAGUUAGUGGUGACAGUUCUGGGAGACCUGGAACAGUUGCUCUUCAGCCAAAUGCUUGACCCAGAGUCCCAGAGGAAGAGAACCGUGCAAAAUGUUCUGGACCUUCGACAGAACCUGGAGGAAACCAUGACCAGCCUCAGAGGGGUGCAGAUUAGCCACAGCUGUGUGGAGGGCACCAUGUGCUACGACAGCGAUGAAGCUGCUGCCUUCUCCGUUUCCAGUCUUUCAAAUCGCUCCUCUCCAUUGUCGUGGCGCCAGGGUCAAGCCAGCCCCCGUCUCCAGGCUGGCGACGCUCCUUCAACAGAUAACGCCCAGACAGACAUUCCCCUGCGGAUCAGCCACACCUCUCGCAUCCAGCUCAUCGAAGCCCUGGAAGGCUCGGAUCCGUCCUCGCUGAAGGUAGAUUACCUCAGCGACAGUGACCUCGGCGGGAAGAGCCCGAACGAGGAUGAUGAAGAUGAUGAUGAUAUUGACGAUCUGGGGAAUGGUUGGGAUGAGAGCAGUUCUAUCAGCAGCGGUCUGAGUGACGGCUCAGACAACCUGAGCUCUGAGGAGUUCAACACGAGUCCCACUCUCAACUCGCUUCCCACCACUCCAAUCGGCUCCCGCAGAAACUCAGCCAUAGUGAUGCGCACGGAUGCAGAGAAGAGAUCUCUGGUGGAGAGCGGUCUGUCCUGGGACUCUGAUGAUACCAAACCCAGCCGCAAGAGCCAGGGCGGCAGCAUCUACGACACAGGAAGUCUCAAGUCUGAAUCAGCCAAUAAAUGGAAAAAGACAAGGCCGCAGGGGGAGGGGCUGGAAGGAGGGAAGGGCGAACUUAAGAAACCUCAAACCCUAGGUCAAGGAAAUGUGUUGAAGAAAGGAAGAAACCCACCUGUGGGAGUCACAUCCCCGAUCACCCACACCUCUCAGAGUGGGCUGAAAGUAGCAGGUACAGUAAAGUCAGAUGGGAAGCCCAUGGAUAAGUCUCGGUUAGCAGUGAAGACUUCAGGUCUUCAGCGCUCCUCUUCUGAUGCUGGUAAAGACCACCGGAAUGGCACCAGUGGUGGUGAACAACGUAAACCUCCAUCCGGCCUGGUCAGGCCCUCAACGGGUGGAAACUUUGGCUUCAAGAAACCCACCACAGCUACCAGUAACGGGACCAACAAUGCCAGUAUGCACACUGUGAUGAGCACAGGUGGCAGUGCCAUACCCAGCGGCUCUGCCACUGUGGGGAAGAUUCCCAAAACCUCGGGUAUUCCUGUCAAACCAGGUGCUGGCGGUGGUGGUGGUGGUGGAGGACGUAAGACAAGUCUGGAUGUUUCAAGCAGCGACCACAGUGGUUUUCUGUCGCCUAAUGCCAGGACUUCUCUCCAGUACCGCUCUCUGCCUCGUCCUGCCAAGACAAGCACCCUGACUCUAACCCGGCCCAGCUCAGCUCGCCCAGUGAGCACUACCAUGGACACAGGCUCUGGACUGAUCAAACCCUCCACUACAGCACCCCAGGGCUCGAGGCUCAAAGAACCCGGCUCAGGGCUUAACUCUGGAACAGGGUUGAGUAAGGCAGGGGGUCGUGGCAUCCCAAGUCCCAGUCCUGUCAAUCAAACAGACAGAGAGAAAGAGAAAGAGAGAGCCAAAGCCAAAGCUGUUGUGUCUGACUCUGAGUGUGGAGGCGCGUCUCUGAAGGGCAGUCCUGCUCAGACCCCCUCAGAGAACGGAGGGAAGCUCCAGGGUCUAAGACCUCCAAGCACUCUGCCCUCACCCAACACACACAGAUUAUCUGGGGUACGCAGCCUGGUGAAGCCUCCAUCCAUGGCCCAGCUCGAUAAGCUGAACUCCAACAGCCUGGAGGUCGGGGUACAGGACUCCCUGCCUCCAAAGAUUCCCCCCUACUCUAAGCUCCAGGACCUGGCUAGCUCAGCAGGCAGUUCCGCUGGCUCCUGCCUGACCCCCAGCCCUGCCCCAUUACUCAACGUGAACUCUUCGGCCUGCUUCUCGAGCUCUGGGAUAGGGUUGGGGCCCCGGCAGGUCUCUUCACUCGGAGUUGAAGGGAGCGGAGGAAGCACCUCUCCCCUGCUCUACCCUCGUCUGUCUGGGCUGCAUCGGAGCAUGGAGUCGUUGCCCCUCCAAAUGAGUCUGGCUCCAGAGCCCCAGGAGAGGGAGAAGGUUAGAGAGCGGGAGAGUUUGGUGAGAGGCUACACCACCAUAGAGUCCAGAGACAAAGAAAGACAGGAAGACAGAGGCCCUCCUGCCAGCUGGAGCUCUGGAAGUAAAGUCACGCUGACUCUCACAGACAGUUCUCAGAGAGACAGAAACACACUGCCAAAGAAAGGUUUAAGUUUCAGCGGUGCCUCCCAGGUUGAGGAGGAAGGGAAGGAGAAAGGAGAGAGGAGACACUCUCACACUAUUCUCAGUAUGACCGAUUCGCUCACUCUUCCACUGAUGUCCUCACCCACCUCCCUGCCCCGCACCUCUAAGACAAGUCUGGUACCCAGCCCUGUUGGCGGUCCUCCAAGGAUGACUCGAUCCAACAGCAUCCCAACACACGAUGCCUCCAUGGAGCUGUACGGGGCGUCUCCACUGGGCAGCACACUGUCGCUGGCCGAGCGUCCCCGCAGCAUGGGAAUGGUUCGCUCCGGAUCCUUCAGGGACAAAGAGUCAGAUGAAGUCCAUGGUUCUGUACUCUCCCUGGCAUCCAACGCCUCGUCGAGCUACUCCUCGGUGAGUGUGGGCGGCAUGCAGACUCAGGCUGAGGAAAGGAUUCAGGGAGAGCAAAUCCGCAAGCUGAGGAGAGAGCUGGAGUCGUCCCAGGAGAAGGUGUCUAACCUGACCACACAGCUGACAGCAAACCAGGCAAAUCUGGUGGCUGCAUUUGAGCAAAGUUUGGCAUUGAUGACAACUCGGCUUCAGAGUCUGUCAAUAAGCCAUGAGCAGAAGGAUUCAGAGCUGCUGGAGCUGCGGGAGACCAUCGAGUCUCUGAAGGCCAGGAAUGAAGAGGCCCAGGCUGUCAUACAUGGAGCUUUAAACACCCCAGAUAACAUGAAAGACCUGCGAAUUCGACGUCAGAACUCAUGUGAGAGCAUCUCGAGUCUUAACAGCCUGACCAGUAUGUCGAGCAUUGGCAGCUUGAAGGACCAAGAUGCCAAGAAGAAGAAGAAAAAGAGCUGGCUGCGGAGCUCCUUCAACAAGGCAUUUAGCAUUAAGAAAGGCUCCAAAACCUACUCAGACAUCGAGGAAAUUGCCACACCGGAUUCCUCAGCUCCCAAUUCCCCAAAGAUGCCUCAUGAGGGGGGAGAAGGAGGGGAGAACGAGCUCUCAUCCCUCAAAACCUCAGCUUCUGCCACCUCCUCUGUCAUCAUGGAGACUACAGAAGAGGGGGACAAUGAGGAGACGGCGGUAUCAGAUCUACGCUCAGAACUCUGGGUGAAAGAGAGGGAACUGACAGACAUCCGACUGGAGGCCUUAAACUCCGCCCACCAGCUGGAGCAGCUCAGAGAAGCCAUGAACAACAUGCAGUCAACGGUGGAGAACUUGAAGGCAGAGAAUGACCAUUUGAAAACAGGAAGUCAGCUCAAUCUCCCAGGUUCUGGUCCCACCUCCUCCACCUCCCAGCCUUCAGGCCUGGCCUCUCUCUUGGGGCCCUCGCUGAGGCAGCCAAUGAGCAUGUCCCUCACCAAGUCCUUCAGCCUCAGUCUGAAUGACUGUAAAGAUCCAGACGUGUCUCCAGUUGAAAUGCUGAGUGUUUCCUCCCAGCGGGAUGAGGUGACUGCACGAGUACUGGUCCGGAUUGGAGAUCAACCAGAGGACAGUAAACAGCAGCAGGAGUAUUACUUGGGCUCAGUGCCCGUCAAUGCAAGGACUGACUGGGCCUGUCUCGACUCUCUCAUAGCUAAGAUCUUCAAAGACUAUCUAACUCAAGUGGACCCGACAGCCAGCCUGGGUCUGUCCUGUGAUUCGCUGCAUACGUACCAGCUGACCCAAGGAGGGCAGAGGGUGAUAGGAGGGGACAAACCUCAAGCCUCACCAUAUCGUUGUCUCAGCAGUGGUUCAGCUCGAAUAUUUGUCACCUUGAAAGGUCUUAGAGAAAAAUGUGUUGACUCACUGGUGUUUGAGACUCUGAUUCCUAAGCCCAUGAUGCUGCACUACAUCAGCCUGCUGCUGAAGCACAGGCGUCUGGUUCUGUCUGGGCCCAGUGGGACAGGAAAGACUUACCUAGCUCAGCGUCUGGCCCACUACCUCCUGCAGCGCAGCCGCACCGACUCGUCCGAGGCCGACCAUGAGACCUGUGUCCUGGGUCGCAGCGCCGCUGUCACCUUCAACAUGCACCGUCAGUCGCAGAAGGAUCUGCAGUUGUAUCUGUCCAACCUGGCGAAUCAGAUUGACAGAGAGAGUGGAGGAGAGAUGCCACUGGUUGUUAUCAUAGAUGACAUCAGUGAUUCUGCAGCCAUCACUGAGCUUGUUAACGGAGCGCUCACCUGCAAGUAUCACAAAUGUCCAUACAUCAUUGGCACGACUAAUCAGCCAGUGAAGAUGUCAUCCAACCACGGACUGCACCUCAGCUUCAGGAUGGUGAUGUUCUCCAACAACGUGGAACCAGCAAAUGGGUUCCUGCUGAGGUACCUGCACCGUAAAGCUGUGGAGGCCUACCAGGAGGAGGAGAAGGACUCCACAUGCCACCAAGCUCUCCUCCGCGUACUCGACUGGGUCCCUCAACUCUGGUACCACCUCCACGCGUUUCUGGAGAAACACAGCACUUCAGACUUCCUUAUAGGUCCCUGCUUCUUCCUGUCCUGCCCAGUAUCAGUGGCAGAGUUCAGGCAGUGGUUUAUUGACCUGUGGAACCACUCCAUCAUACCGUACCUCCAAGAGGGAGCCAAAGACGGCAUCAAGGUCCACGGGCAGAAGGCAGUAUGGGAGGAUCCAGUGGAGUGGGUGAGAGGCACCCUCCCUUGGCCCAAUGCACAGCAAGACCAGUCCAGACUCUUUCACCUACCUCCCCCCAGCAUAGGUGCAGCCAGUGAGGAGAAGAAGCCCCCCAAAGAUACACCUCCACCCAGCACACUGGAGUCAGACCCGCUGAUGGCCAUGCUGCUGAAGCUGCAGGAGUCGGCCAACUACAUCGAGUCUCCAGAGCGGGACGGCAGUCUGGAUCCCAGUCUGCAGGCUACACUCUGAGGAUAACAUCUGACUGUCAGUCGAGCUAUGGAACUAUGGACUCUUUAUUACGGCUGACACAGCGAAUGCAGUCCCAAUGAGACUUUAAAGACUCGAUAAUGAACUUAACUGUGUGCUCAGUGAGCAGUUACAAAGCUAAAUGUAAAGGAUCUAGAGAGAGAGAGUGAAUAUGGACGAAGGGUUUGCUCUGCCCUGGUAUUACAACAUUGGAAAGACAAUUCAACUGCUUUCAUAGGAAGCUGUGAUGAUCAUGUCAGGGAAAGAUAUUGAUUUGUCUCUUCUCUGCCCCCAGUUUGUCCCAGAUAGGUUAUUGUUGAAUCUGCAAGUGCAUGGUAACCGGAAUAGUAUGAUGCAAAAUAUUACCUAUAAUCCUACUGAUCAAGACCCAUUUGUUCCCUUUUCUUUUGUUUGUGUUUGACUGCCACAACUUUCACUACAACUAUUGGUGCUUACUGGUUUUUCUUAGAAGGCACGUGCUUCAUUUCCGAAUGAAAUUCACCUCAGAAGUAAAAGAGUCUGAUUUCCCCAAAAGUCAGAGCAUCACUCAACAACAGCCAAAAAAUGCACUUUAUUUUCUACACGUGGUAAUUGGAUUUAAGGCGGCUGUGUCAGUGACGGUGCAUCAAAUGGGGGGGUUGGACUAUCAGUUUGGCCAAAUCAUUAGCAGUUCAUUAAAAAUUCCUCUAGAUGGCAGCAUCCAGUAACUCCUGCCUCAGUGCCCUCCUGGUGUGCUUUUCGUCUUAUCAAAGGUGCUCGGUAAAAUAUAACACACACUCAGUAACACAACAACAAAAAUUGCCUUGAAUGUUUUCUUUCUUUUCUUUUCGGUGCAGCCGUUGAGUCAUAGGCGGAGCAAGUGUCACACCUGUGAAGGUGUAGGAGUAACAUGCAUGGGUGAAUGAUGAAUUGAAAAAUGAAUCAGUUUCAGGGUCAGUCUGUGCAGUAAAAUGUCAUCGUUAGUUGACUCAGUAGCCAAGUGGUUUACUCCAGUAAAUACACUGAUCCUAACCACAGACAUUGACCCUAGACUCAACAUAGUGUAUUUUAAACACACAAGAGAAAACUCAAAAACUGCUUGUUUAUCUAGUCUGCCAAAACGGCCUACCAUUUCUGGCUGUGCUUGCUUCUAUCCUGUAUUUAGAUAUCAGUUUUAAAACACAAACCUAUCUUGUGAUUGCUGAAGAUACAGCUUUGAAAAUCUUGAUUUUGUAGGUUUUUAUACUGAGUCACUGAGCAUCUGCAUACAAUUAUCAUAGUAUAUAUAUACGCACCCAACAUUAUCAGCAAGAGCAGACAGCGUAGAUGAGUACUUCCGUCGUCACUGUUUCAUUUCUCAUUCAUAAUCUUACUGGAGGAAGAAGGUGAACAUGAGUGAAAAAAUCUGCCAUCGAGCGAUAAGAAAAUGUACAAAAACCAUUUCCUUCCUCAUUGCAUUUGCUCUCUAUAUCUUUUCAUAAGGGUUUUGAAUGGUAUGAACUGGUUGAAUCUCAAUUUCAAGUGGCUUCCUCUCAUUUCUUUCCUUCAUUCUUUUGCACAUAAUAUAUGAUAGAAAGUACUAGAUUACAACGAGUAUUUAUUGCUCACAUCCUGACUGUUCAUAUGAAGGAAAUCAGCAAAAAAAAAAAAAAAAGGUGUGUUAAAGGAGGAAGCUGUAGGUAGUAGAGAUACACUUAAACCUCUUAGCUCUGUGCCCCUUGACCCUGAAGUACCUCAGACUGCCAUAUUCUGUCCAGAUGUUCCUCUACUUUUCAAGCAGCCGAGUGCUGGUGGAAAGUAGAGACAUGAUGCCUAAGUCUUAUCUGUGCCUGAAACACAAUUUGGCCUAAAGCUGCUUUCGAGCUGCUUUAAUCUACCACACGGAGGCCUCGAUUCACUUCCUCUCACCUACUCUGAUGUCACUUAAAUGUCGUCACCUUGAUGCCCCCGCAUUUGGGUGGGGAGUGGGUUAUUGAUUUGGGCCUAUUGCUGGUAGUUAAGGUAACGUGUGUGUCAGUUAACUCUGCAGUAGAUGAGAAUGUGUAUCAUGAGUGUGUGUGAUUUGACACCAUCUACAUAAACUUCAAGUGUGAAAGACUGGACAUCUUUGAGACAGUUGCCUGCGAGUGGGAAGCAGCAUAAGAACAGAUAUUAGCCUGGAGAUGUAAUGUGGAUGCAUGUAUCCCUUGUGUGCUCCCAAAGUUUUGCUUCAUUGGACCUACCACACUUAAACCUUAUCACGGGAGGGAUUUUUAAUAACUGGAUAUCUUCCUUUUUUGCAUUGUUCUUAAGGGCAGACAUUUGUUGUUUUGUUUUUUUUCUUAUGCAAAUAUUUGUAAAGGUUUCUUUCUCUUUUGUACAUGACAUCACUAUUGUAAACACUGUAAAUAGUCAGUGCAUCUGCGACAACAAUCACUAAAAAAAAAAGAAAAAAGUAGAGGUCUAAGAGAAGGCAUGGCUCCUGUAUGCAGAAAACGGGCGUUCUCAGUGGUUUUAUUGUCUUCCUCCAAUAGGAAGGAGCACUUGGCUUAAAAGAGGACCUAAUAAUGGUUGUAUGGCAUGUCUCUAUAACCACAUCAAAUCCCAUAUGUCUAACAUUGAGCAAUGGACACAAUAAAAUCAUGCCAUUCUUCACAUCA